GUGCUGCCACUGACUCUGUGGAGGCCUUCGCCAUCGCGAAGCACGCCGUCCGCUAGCGUCGCGUCCUGACUAUCGUCACCGUCGCCGAGCCGGUUCUUCGCUGGCGGACACACUUCACUGCGUCCCUUGGUGCACGUGCUUUUCUUUCGUUUCGGUCGGGCCGAUCCUGCUGGUCGUUACUGGGAUAUCCGGCUAAAAGGACCAAAUUGGCGGGAAAUGUCAUUGUGAACGGUUAAGUGAGGUGGUUGAGAGGCGACGUAAGGAAACCGGUUGUAUUGUGAUCGCGGACAGAUAAACUAUGGAGCACCAUCUAUUCGAUCGAGACAGGGUAGGGCUACAAGAUGCCGUGCUCCUUGAGGACUACACCAAUGAAAAUGCCUUUGUGGAUAAUUUGUCCAAGCGAUUCAAAGAGAACGUUAUAUAUACUUACAUAGGACCUGUAUUAGUAAGCGUGAAUCCGUACAAAGAACUGAACAUCUAUGGACCAAAAGAUGUCAAAGAGUACAACAAUAAAGCUUUCUUUGAAGUACCACCACAUAUGUAAGUUAGUAGAUAAGUGAAACAAUAUAAACGCUAAAUAUACUGAUUUCGGCUGUACGACACAGCUAGUCAUCUCUGAACGCUCACUUGACCAAGCCUACUAUUGCGGUAUUGCGGGCUAAAACCUUCACAUCUGCAACCACUGUUCGCAAUGGUUGAUUCUGGUAAUAGAUGGCGCUUUCCGCUGUCUUAUAAUAUAAACGAUUUAAAAUCUGUCUUUUUCAGAUUUGCUAUUACAGAUACGUCUUAUCGGUCACUAAAAGAAGAAAACAGAGAACAAUGUAUAUUAAUUUCAGGUAAGUUAUUGAAAAAGAGCGUACCCAGAUCAGAGAAAGUCCAUUAGAUCAGACUAGUAUGCGGAAACAAUCAAUCUCACAUAAAACGCGCUAUUGGUUGGCGUCUACGAGUAUUAGCACCUCAUAUCGCAGAACACCUAUUUUAAUCUCUAUACGUAAAUAGCUAUUUUGUUAUCAUUGGCAAUUCCUUUCGACUUAGCUCUGUCGCCCUAUAUACCUGCAAUCUAUUUUCCAGGCGAGUCUGGUUCUGGCAAGACGGAAGCCUCAAAAAAAGUUCUGCAGUACAUAGCUGAAGUCACAGAUCACAAGGGUCAAGUAGAGAGAGUAAAGGAUAAGUUGCUGUUUUCGAAUCCUAUCCUGGAGGCUUUUGGGAAUGCAAAAACGGGCAAGAAUGACAACUCCAGCAGAUUCGGCAAAUACAUGGACAUCCAGUUCAACUACCAAGGAAAUCCUGUUGGUGGAAAUAUACUCAAUUACUUGUUGGAAAAGUCUAGAGUAAUCACUCAAAUGCCUGGUGAAAGGAAUUUCCAUAUAUUCUAUCAACUUUUGUCCGGUGCGUCACAUGAAGAACUUGAAAGACUGAUGUUGAAAAGGAAUAUCUCGACUUAUUACUAUUUGUCGCACGGGGAAAAGGUGAACAUCGACAAAAUCAACGACUCAAAAAAUUUUUGUGAUAUGAAGAAGGCUUUAAAUACGUUAGAAUUUUCUGAAGAUGAGCAAAAUGAGAUGUUUUCGAUCAUAUCUGCCAUUCUGCAUUUAGGAAAUAUAGGAUUUUCGGAAAAUGAAGGCAUGGCCCAAAUUUUAAAACCAGAUCUAGUCGAAACUGUUAGUAAGUUACUGAAAUGUGACGUGCUACAGCUAAAAAAGGCUUUAACGCAGAAAACUAUCGAAACCAUAAGGGACGUAGUCACCUCACCCUUAAAUAGAGAACUGUCAAUCUACGCUAGGGAUGCAUUAGCCAAAGCCAUCUACGAUCGAUUGUUCACAUGGUUGGUCCAACGUGUCAAUAGCUCAUUGCAACCGACUCGGAGUAAUAAUAAUGUUGUAAUGGGCAUUUUGGACAUUUACGGGUUCGAGAUAUUGGAUAAAAACAGUUUUGAACAGCUAUGCAUAAACUACUGUAACGAAAAGCUACAACAGCUCUUCAUUGACCUGACGCUAAAAUCUGAACAAGAAGAAUAUAUGAAGGAAGGUAUACAUUGGCAAAAUAUCGAGUACUUUGACAACAAACUUAUCUGUGAUCUAAUUGAAGAGAAACAUAAAGGACUGAUAUCGUUCAUGGAUGAAGAGUGCUUGAGACCUGGUGAUCCAAACGAUAUGACAUUGCUUGAAAAGCUAAACGAAAGACUGAGCUAUCAUCCACACUUUAUCAGCCAUCAAAAAGCAGACACUAAGCUUCAAAAAGAAAUGAAAAGAGAUGAGUUCAAAGUAAUUCAUUAUGCCGGCGCUGUAACGUACAAUAUAAGAGGCUUUAUGGAGAAGAACAAUGACCUCUUGUUCAGAGAUCUGAGGGAGGCUAUGACAAUUUCUAAAAACAGUAUUAUACAUUCGGUAUUCUUGGAGGCGGAACAAAGGAGUAAAAAGAGGCCUGAAACUGCCAUAACGCAAUUCAAGAAUUCAGUAAAUAAUCUUAUGAGCAUUUUGCACACCAAGGAGCCAGCGUAUAUUAGGUGUAUAAAGCCUAAUGAGGAUAAAAGAGCAGGUAUUUUUGAUAACGACUUGGUUAAACACCAAGUCAGAUAUCUUGGACUCAUGGAAAAUUUGAGAGUGAGAAGAGCAGGAUUCGCGUACCGACGUACUUACGAAAGGUUCUUGCAAAGGUAUAAAUGUUUGUCGGAGCAAACCUGGCCGAACUACCCUGGAAAUCCCAAGGAUGGAGUUCAAAUACUUGUACGGACACUUGGAUAUGACUCAGAAGAGUAUCAAAUGGGCAGGACCAAGAUCUUCAUACGACAUCCCAAGACGCUGUUCCGCACCGAAGACGUCUUCCAAAUGAAGAAACACGAAAUAGCAGCCAAAAUCCAAUCUGCAUGGAAAGGGCUGGUGCAAAGGAGAAAGUACCUGCAGAUGAAAGCAGCCGCUAUCAUGAUGCAAAAGUAUAUGCGUGGGUACUUGGCUAAGAGAGAAGCGGAAAGGCGAAAGAGGGCUGUACAUACCAUUAGAAGAUUUGUGAAAGGUUUUAUUACGAGAAACGGUGAGCCAACAGACGAAAACAAAGCAUUCCUCACUGCGGCAAAGGUACAAUGGCUGAGAAGAUUGUCUAAAGGUCUUCCAAAAGAUAUCCUUCAUAGAAAACCGUGGCCCCCUUGCCCGUACGUAUGUAGUGAAGCAUCUGCGCACAUUGAACAGCUAUAUGGGGCCCAUUUGUCUAGAGUAUACCGUUUCAACUUGACGCCUGAGAAAAAACGGCAAAUGGAGUUGAAAGUGCUCGCAGAAAAGUUAUUCAGAGGUAAAAAGAAGAACUACAGGGAUAGUAUUCCUAACCUUUUUGAAUUCGAUCGAAUUCCGGAAACCACGCUGGCGUUGAAACAAAGCUAUUCGUCACAGCUGAAUGGUGAUAAAGAAGCAUAUUCAACAAAUGUGAUUAAGUACGAUAGACACGGAUAUAAACCAAGAGAAAGAACGAUAAUAAUAAGUAAACAGAAUUUGCACGUCCUUGAUUGCAAAGGAUCUGUAAAAUUGAAGCACUGUCUACCAUUAAAAUCGCUGCGGUUCAUAGUGACCACCGAGAAUGACAAUAUACUCUUAGUACAAAUACCUGAGGAUUUAAUGAAUAAGGACAAGGGUGAUCUUAUUCUUGAAGUUCCGCAUUUGAUAGAAGCUGUAACAAUGGUAGUUGAUACUAUACAAAACCCAGACGUGUUAAUUGUUAUAGAUAAACAACACAUCGAGCAUAACAUGAAGGGCAAACACGGCACAAUAGACAUCCAAAAAGGAGAUCCACCAAAAAUCCACAGAGAUAAGAGCGGCCAUUUGCUAAUUGUUGUAUCACCGUAAAAAUACGGUUAUCAUUGAAGUGAUAUUGUGAGAAAAAAGGUGCCAUUACAUUUUAAUGCCCAUUCAGAGUGUGGAAAAGAUGCAGUCGUAUAUUACUCCAAAACGCAAACGUUAUUGUGGUUCACAGAAACAGAAAAUAUAAUAAUAUACUUCAAUAUAUUGUUGACUGCAUUUCUUUUGUCGCUAGCAUAAGUUCAAAAGAAACAAGGCAAUAUAUCAAAACAAUAUCAAGGAAUGCACAAAUUCAUUUUUUUUUUGUUGGUUACCGCAUUUGCUUUUUAUGCAUAGUACAAAGGUAUGUGCAGUGUUUCUCUGGUACUUAGUGGAUACUAGCGUAAAAAGGUGUUGAAUAUAUAAAAUUUUGUAACUGCGCAAAAGUAAUAUCUUCACUGUCUCUGAAGCUAUUGUCAAAGUACAAAAUGCAGGAGGAGUAAGUACUAAAGCUUUUUAUGCAUGUUGUGCUUUGACAAAUGUAUUCUACCAAUUAGAUAAGCCAUUGGGUGACUGAAGCUGCAGCAUGAAAUGCCUAACAUGUCGGUCCAAAACCAGCAUCUAGAAGUUUUUUAUUAAUAAUUCAAUGAGUGUCUCUAUGAUCUUUACCAAAAAUUCAACAUCUGCUAUAAAUCACUUCCAAGCUCCUUACAGAAAUAUGCAGAAGUUCUGCAGUUUCAUGGAGCUUUCGCUAUGCCUAUCUUUUAUUGUUAUGUUUCUGCUUUUCAAAUGAUGUAUGCCGUAAUCCAUAUAGUUUUAAGAGGGUAAUAUACUGUUUUUAGAAAAACA
Acanthoscelides obtectus is the source of this 4613-nucleotide messenger RNA. Lineage: Eukaryota; Metazoa; Arthropoda; Insecta; Coleoptera; Chrysomelidae. The record is from the annotation of a GenBank genome assembly.